This is a messenger RNA of Laetiporus sulphureus 93-53, 1508 nucleotides long. RefSeq names its product Clavaminate synthase-like protein. Gene Ontology annotation, molecular function: dioxygenase activity. Bases 54 to 1166 code for a protein of 370 amino acids. The transcript has 11 exons. Lineage: Eukaryota; Fungi; Basidiomycota; Agaricomycetes; Polyporales; Laetiporaceae. The record is from RefSeq and is a predicted model, not a curated record.
CAGCUCCAUCAGCGUGCGCUUAGAGCCCUCUCACCCAUCCAAGAUACUCCCAAAUGCCAGUCCCCGUCCCAGAGCUUGGUUCGUUCAACUUCGUCCCAGAGACCAAGGAGGACUUGGACUGGGCGGACCUCGUCACCCUUGAUUUCAGCCUGCUGAGCACCCCGGAGGGCAAGAAGCAACUGGCGCAAACGCUUGUCAAGGCCGUGCGGGAGUACGGCUUUUUCUACGUCAAGAACUUCAACAUCUCUCAGGAGCGCGUCAACCGCCAAUUCUCCAUUGGCAAGCAGUUCUACGAGCUUCCGCUCGAGGAGAAGUUGAAGUAUGUCCCGGAGGGACUUGAUAACGGAAAAUUCAACGGUUAUGUUCCAGCUGGACGUAGGAUCUUGGAACCUGUAUCGGGUAUCCGGGAUCACACCGAAAUCUACAACAUUCCCAAGUUCAACGGCGACUUCGGGCAUCGGCACCCGGAGAUUAUCCAGAACAACCUCGCUGAGAUCGAGGAGUUUGCCAGGUCGCUCCACACUGAAGUGUUGGACCCCCUGCACGUAAUCCUUGCAGAUGCCCUAGAGCUUCCGGAGGAUUACUUCUUGAACAUCCACAAGUACGACAAGAAGAGCGAGGACCAUCUGCGAUACAUGAAGUACACAAAAUAUACCCCAGAGGAGAACCUCAAGCUUGGUCGUAUCUGGGGCCGUGGACAUACUGAUCUUGGCUCUUUCACGCUUCUCUUCCGCCAGCCAGUGGCGGCGCUCCAGAUCAAGAGCCCCAAGACGGGCGAGUGGAAGUGGGUGAAGCCGCAAGAUGGGACGCUCACAGUCAACACGUGCGACGCCCUGAACUUCCUGACGGGCGGCUACGUGAAGAGCACUAUUCAUCGCGUUGCUGCGCCUCCGAAGGACCAGGAGCAUGUCGAUCGCCUUGGCUUGCUCUACUUCUCGCGGCCUAACAACGAUGUCGUUCUAUCUACGAUCAAGGAGUCCCCGGUGCUCCAGCGCGAAGGUUACACACAGAACGACUUCGAGAAGAGCGGGAACCCCGUGCCGACCAUGGAAGAGUGGACGUUCGCCAAGCAGAAGUGGCAGCGCACGAAGGAUGCCGUCCGAAACGACCCGAAGUUUGAGACUGCGCAGAUCCUCCCAGGUUGGAGCGAGAAGGUCUACGGUUGAGCGCCGAGGUUGUCUCUGUCGUCAAUUAAUAUAACAAUGUAACUGCGUGGCAAGUGUGAUUGAGUAGGCAGACUCAAAAAUAUGUAUGUGUUUCCGAUAUGAUACGGAUGUGCCAUCGCGUGCCUUUCUUACGUAGCAGAUCGGUUUCAGGAUUCGUCUUACUGACUUUACGAUCGCGGAACUCAGAACUUGCCAGGUUGAAGCGCGAAGGUUGUCUCUGUUCAUCGAUUAAAGUAACAACAUGCUCAUCUUACUAUCUUUGCAAUUACGGAACUCUUAGACGGUUCUGAGGUGUUUCCAGACCUCCAAACCUUUCAUCGACUGUAUAGCAAGAUAUUUAAC